GGAAGGGUCAAGAGAGGCAGUGUUGAAGUCGUCAUCGUAGGUGGGUGGAGUGGUGUCGCCAGGGUAUGUUAUGGAAGAAGCGGGGGCGGGAGGGAGUGGGCGAGGACUGGUGAUGGGGGUGGAGGAGUCGAUCAUGGUGAAGCAUGCGAGAGAGGAGGUCAGCAAGGGGCAUGUCAGGUUCGUGGGCGAGGGCGGUUGCAAGAUCUUUGUGGCAUACUCGCUUGAUGAGGGAGAUGAAUGCAAAGUCGGGAAUGACGGUGGUGGGGAGCUGAUGGCGGAGGGAGCGGAUGUAUUGGACAAAGCGGUCCGUGGGACUGGUCUAGCGCAGGUGGCAAAAUUGUUAAAGGUAGUCAUCGAUGGUUUUCUGGGGGCGGAAGGUGGCAGUGAGAAGGUUGGCCCAUUGGAGGAAGGAGUGACGUGGUCCUCCGGAGGCACGGCGGUUGCUCACUUCAACCAUCCACCAUUUGGCGGCAUUGUCGAGGAGGCGGGAGGUGGCAAUGGGAAGCCAGUGGACAAGGGGCAUGUUGUGGAGCUUGAAAGAGUUCUGGAGUUGGGUAAGGAAGAGGAAAACGUCCUCGUAGGGAAGGUCGGAGAAGGGCAUGAUGUCGGCGGAUCGGAAGGAACGGGGGAUUUCCCCUUCGCGGGAAACGAUCUGGACGAGGGUGUGGAAGUUGGGGUUAUCGGGGGUAGUGUCGUCGCAGGUGUAAUCGAAUUGGUUGUUGUCGUCAAGGAGGUAGUUGGGGGGAAGUUG
Molecule: messenger RNA, 751 nt
Organism: Chara braunii
Lineage: Eukaryota; Viridiplantae; Streptophyta; Charophyceae; Charales; Characeae
Source: the annotation of a GenBank genome assembly